AUGGAUCCCGCCACGUCGUCCACGGCGCCGACGCCGACACCAGCGCCAACGACUUGGCUGCCGCCGCUGCUCACAACCGCCGUCCUUCUAUGGCUAUCCUGGAAACUAUGGAGAUUCCUCAAAUAUCCUCCACCGCCGUCAUUUCGCUACCGGUCGGUCGUCAUCCUCGUGCUCGGCGACAUUGGCAGGAGUCCUAGAAUGAUGUACCACGCCGAGAGCUUUGCACGAAUCCCAUUUGAAACGUAUCUCAUUGGAUAUGGAGGUUCAGAGCCCAUACCAUCGCUGAGGCGCGUGCCUCACGUACAUUUCGUCUACCUUUCCGAACCACCCUCUUUCCUCUCGAAAAUUCCUUUUGUCAUCUCCGCACCAUUCAAAAUCGGCCUGCAGAUUGCUAGCAUUCUGUAUGCGCUGUUAUUCCAAGUUAUCAACCCGCCGGAAUUCAUACUCGUGCAGAACCCACCUAGUAUACCCACCUUGGCUAUGGUAUGGCUCAUCAGUCGCAUACGAGGCAGCAAGGUAAUUAUCGACUGGCACAACCUCGGAUACACUAUCCUCGCGCUCAAGCUCGGCGACAAGCACUUGUUCGUGAGGUUAGCAAAGAAAUUUGAGGCCGUCUUCGGGAGAGUUGCUUAUGCGCAUUUGUUUGUCACCCAAGCUAUGCAUGAUUUCCUGGUGAAGGAGUGGGACCUUGUUGGUAUCAAGGCAAUCCUGCACGACAGACCGCCAAAACACUUUCGCAGGAUGUCUGCCCAAAGUGUCCACCGUCUAUUCCGCGAGCUAGCGCCUCAUUUCACGCAAGCUCCCCUUGCUGGCUUCGUCCCUCCCUUCUCCCUGCCGUACUCUACACCGUUUACUACGACCCCGUCGGCUCCCCAUUCUAAACCACCAACGUCUUCAGCGCAGUCAGACUCGUCGGGAACGUACGACAAAGUAUCCCCGCCCGAAAUGCGCUCCGAUCGCCCUGCAUUAAUCGUCUCCAGCACAUCCUGGACCCCCGACGAAGACUUCAGCAUCCUUCUCCGCGCACUAGACUCAUAUGAAAAGAAAGCACGGAAGGCAAAUACCCCAUCCAAAUCGGGAAAGAAAUUACCCAAGUUGGUCGUGAUAAUAACGGGCAAAGGACCUCAGAAAGCCAUGUAUAUGGAAAAGCUUCACAAGCUCCAAACAGGUAAAGGGGGAGAAGGCUGGAAAUGGGUACGGUGCAUUAGCAUGUGGCUAGAAGCGAAGGACUAUCCAAUACUAUUGGGCUCUGCGGAUUUAGGUGUAUGUCUUCACUCGAGUUCUUCUGCCCUUGAUCUUCCUAUGAAAGUGGUCGAUAUGUUUGGCUGCGGGCUUCCUGUAUGCGCUUUGGACUUCCCCUGCCUUCAUGAACUAGUCAAGGAGGGGAUCAAUGGGGUCACAUUCCAAACUGCAGAACAACUCGCCGAUCGGUUUGAGGAGCUUCUAUCUUCCUUCCCGAACGCGCCAGCCUUGGCUGCCCUCCGUUUAUCACUACACGAAUCAUCUCACCCACCUCCUGGUACUCCCCCACCCCCACGGCGAAGAGGCAAAGAAGACGUUCAUUGGGAAUGGGGCACUUGGGAUGACAACUGGAACAAGGUCGUACGUCCCAUUAUCUUGAACGAUGUAACAAAAGAGGAUGCAUGGUGGUGA
This is a messenger RNA of Pleurotus ostreatus (oyster mushroom), 1653 nucleotides long. RefSeq names its product mannosyltransferase (gene ALG1). The transcript has 8 exons. Gene Ontology annotation, molecular function: mannosyltransferase activity. Bases 1 to 1653 code for a protein of 550 amino acids. NCBI's taxonomy places the organism in Eukaryota, Fungi, Basidiomycota, Agaricomycetes, Agaricales, Pleurotaceae. The record is from RefSeq and is a predicted model, not a curated record. Gene Ontology annotation, cellular component: endoplasmic reticulum.